GGGGCGGGUCCUGCCCGUCCCUCACAUAAAGCGGCCGCGCGGGGCAGCCGGGGCGCUGCCGGCUCCGAGCCGGCUCCGGGCUCGUUCUGUUCCUGCUCCUGUGUCGCUCCGAGCCGGCUCCGAGCCCGCUCCAUGCAGGAUCUGCCGGCUCCGGGAUGAGCCCGUGGCAGCAGCGGCCGCCCAACGCCAGCGCGGCUGUGGGGCCGGGCCCGCGGGGGAACGGCACGGGCCGGGCGGCCGAGCGCGGCAGCGCCGUGUCCGUGGCCAUCCCGCUCACCAUGAUGCUGACGGGCGUCGUGGGCAAUGCCCUGGCCAUGCUGCUCGUGUCCCGCAGCUACCGCGCCAAGGGCAGCCGCAGGAAGCGCUCGUUCCUGCUGUGCAUCGGCUCCCUGGCGCUCACCGACAUGCUGGGCCAGCUGCUCACCAGCCCCAUCGUCAUCUCCGUGUACCUGUCGGGCCGGCCCUGGGCCACCAUGGACCCCUCGGGCCGCCUCUGCGACUUCUUCGGCUUCAGCAUGACGGUGUUCGGGCUGUGCCCGCUGCUGAUCGCCAGCGCCAUGGCCGUGGAGCGGGCUCUGGCCAUCCGCGCCCCGCACUGGUACGCGAGCCACAUGAGCCCGCGGGCCACCGAGCGCGGCCUGGUCGCCAUCUGGGCCUCCGGCGUGGCCCUGGCGCUGCUGCCGCUGGCCGGGCUGGGCCGCUACGCCGUGCAGUGGCCCGGCACCUGGUGCUUCAUCAGCACCGCCGGCGGCAGCGCCUUCGCCGCCGCCUUCGCCGCGCUGGGGCUGCUGUCGCUCGUGGUCACCGGCGCCUGUAACCUGGCCACCAUCGCGGCGCUGGUGGCCCGCUGCCGGGCCAAGGCCGGCUCGCGCUGGGGCCGCAUCGCCACCGAGACGCUGCUGCAGCUGCUGGGCAUCAUGUGCGUGCUGUCCGCCUGCUGGUCACCGCUGCUGAUCACCAUGCUGAGGAUGAUCUCUGAGCACACGGCUGGGCCCUGCCGGGCCGGCUCCGGGGAGCCCCAGCGCCGGGAGCCGCGCCAGGAGUGUGACCUGUCACUGACCGCCGUGCGCCUGGCCUCCCUCAACCAGAUCCUGGACCCCUGGGUGUACCUGCUGCUCCGCAAAAUCCUGCUCCAAAAGGUCUGCCAGGCAGCCAGCGCCGUGUCCAAGUGCUCCAGCGCCGAGGACAGGGACAGAUCUGUCUCCCUGGCCAAGGAGAUCCGCCGGACCGCGGCCUGAGGGUGUUCCCUGCAGGGAAACCCUCCUGGGAGCCUGCUGACCCCUCACGGUGUCACUGCUGGAGCCAGAGCACCAAAUCCUUCCUGCCAAAGGUGCCACAAGUGCUGGGAUACAGCAGGACACGACCCUCUGCAGUCAUGGCUGAGCUGCACAGCGAGAGGAGGACACGUCCUCAUCCAUGGUCACUGCAGAACAGGAGGAGAGCACAUCCUCAUCCAUGGUCACUGCAGAGCAGGAGAAGGACAUUCCAUGGUCACUGCACAACAGGGUGAGGACAUUCCAUGGUCACUGGAGAACAGGAGGAGAACACAUCCUCAUCCAUGGUCACUGCACAACGGGAGGAGGAUGUUCCACAGUCACUGCACAACAGGGUGAGGAUGUUCCAUGGUUCCUGCACAACAGGAGGACAUGUCCUCAUCCAUGGUCACUGCACAGAGGAGAAGAACAUUCCAUGGUCACUGCACAACAGGAGGACACGUCCUCAUCCAUGGUCACUGCACAGCAGGAGAAGAACAUUCCAUGGUCACUGCAGAACGGGAUGAGAACGUUCCAUGGUUACUGCAGAACAGGAGGACAUUCCAUGGUCACUGCAGAACAGGAUGAGAACGUUCCAUGGUCACUGCCACUCGUGGCUGAGAUGCACAGAGGAAGGUCCUGUGAGCCUGAAGUAGAGCCUGAGGGGGCUUCUCGUGCUUUAAGGUGGAAAAAAUUGUUUUCCUGACAGCCAGCAGAUUCUCCAGAUGGAAUUACUGAAGGGAGAUACUCCCUUAAAUACUGCUGAGAGUAUUUAAUACUAAAAUUACCUCCUUCAGAGAGUCCUUCCUCCUUUUUGCUGGAGGUACAGAAAGAGAAAGGGAGAAAAAAACACAGGAAUAAGGAAAAAAAGUUAAAUUUGGUUGGAUUUCAGUGUCUUAAAACUGAGCAGGGGCUGUGGCAGUGAUGGAACAUCCAUCUCUUCCAAGGACUGAAGGCAGCACGAGUCUCCUGCCUCCUGAUAAACGCUGAUCCAUGUGGCAGCUGCAGGGAGCUUGAGGAGGCUGCAGCACCGGGGCAAGGGGAGAAAUCCCUGAUUUUUCCCUGGCAGGCUGUGGAAUGUGCAGGGAGGCUGGAAUUGCUGCUUGAGGGGGGCAGAUGGAGAGGAGGAGAGUCAGAGUCAGACCCACUGCUGCCACAGGAGCUGCUUUCCUGGGAAAUGCUGUGUCCAUGAGCAGCAAAUGCUGUGGGAGGAACGGGGCUGGCACUUGGGGCCUGCAGAGAGCCCAGAGCAUCCCAAAGAGUUCAGCUCUUCCUCCAGGAACACAAAUGGGGCAGCUCUGGGAGUUUUUAAACUGCAGCAGACUGGAAGCAGUGGGUGGAAUUGUGUGAAUUUGUCAGGUCUUUUCCCAAAGAAACUUCCAUGGUUUAGUUACAAACUCAGUUCCAAUCCAUUGGUGCCACAUCUGAGGAUUGUUUUUUAAAAAGCUGUGCCUUAAGGCAUUUUCUUCACCCUUCUGGGGCUGACAGCCUCUCAUGUCUCCUGUUUUGUGGCCUUUGGGGUGAAAUCAAGUGCAAAUACAGUAAAAUACAGCUGAUAUUCCAUGUGCCAGGUGCUGUGGAAUUCAGGGGUCUUACAGGCAAAUGAAGUCCUGCAUCUGAGAGGAAUUUCUUUACUUACAAAACCUUUACUUUUUUAAAUUUGUUUAUCAAAGUAAUUCCUCAGCAAAGAAUCUGUGCCUUCACUUUUGUCCUGCAUUGUCUGAUUCUUGUCCACAUAAAUCUGAUUUUAUCCAGGUGAUGUCUGAGUCCAGCCUAAAAGCCAAGGUUUAGCUUUAAUUGAAGACCCAGCCUAAAUUUCAUGGAUUAAAUGCCUUUUUCAGUUUGA
Parus major (Great Tit) is the source of this 3099-nucleotide messenger RNA. RefSeq names its product prostaglandin E receptor 3 (gene PTGER3). Bases 156 to 1238 code for a protein of 360 amino acids. Lineage: Eukaryota; Metazoa; Chordata; Aves; Passeriformes; Paridae. Gene Ontology annotation, biological process: phospholipase C-activating G protein-coupled receptor signaling pathway; inflammatory response; negative regulation of gastric acid secretion. The record is from RefSeq and is a predicted model, not a curated record. Gene Ontology annotation, molecular function: prostaglandin E receptor activity. The transcript has 3 exons. Gene Ontology annotation, cellular component: plasma membrane.